This is a messenger RNA of Debaryomyces fabryi, 2922 nucleotides long. It is a transcript of the gene ROT2, whose product is annotated as glucan 1,3-alpha-glucosidase ROT2. The record is from RefSeq and is a predicted model, not a curated record. The transcript has a single exon. Lineage: Eukaryota; Fungi; Ascomycota; Pichiomycetes; Serinales; Debaryomycetaceae. Bases 1 to 2922 code for a protein of 973 amino acids. Gene Ontology annotation, biological process: carbohydrate metabolic process; N-glycan processing. Gene Ontology annotation, molecular function: carbohydrate binding; alpha-glucosidase activity. Gene Ontology annotation, cellular component: glucosidase II complex.
AUGGAAAAAGUAUUUGGUUAUAAGGAUUACUUAUUCAAAAAUUGUGAAACUUCCGGAUUUUGUAAUAGAAAUAGACACUUUGCUAAUAAUAUUAAAGAAAACCCCAAUUAUAAAUCAAAAUAUGCAAUAGAUCCACAGUCUAUACAUUUUAAAUCUGAGGAUUUCAUAGUAAAUGGGAAUAUUUUGAAAGAGGUUGAAGGAAUCAAUGAAGAUAUUGUAUUGCCAUUCGAAUUAUCAUUGUUGGAUAAGAACAAUAUAAGAAUUAAGGUGGAUGAAGAACAAAGAAAAAAGAUAAACUUGAAGAAUAAGCUUGUGAAUACUGAUAGAUAUAACGAAACUCCCAAUUGGUCGUUUCAGUCUCUGAAUUUGUCGUACGAAAAUAGAUCAGGCACUAAAUAUGACCAACAGAAAGAUAGGUUAGUGAUUGAAUACGGAACUAAAGGGCAAUACAAGGCAGAGGUUUUAUACAACCCAUUUAAGAUAAUAGUCUACCAUGACGAGGAAAUCCAAUUCAUAGUUAACGAUAGAAAUUUCUUAAACUACGAGCAUUGGAGACCUGAAUCAUCGAACGCAGCACAUUUGUCAAGUGAAGAAUCAGACUUCAACAUGUUUCAUGAUGACUUCCAUGAUUCUAGAAAUGAUAGGAUUCCAUUAGGGCCGGAAUCAAUUGGCUUGGAUUUUACAUUUGAAGGUUUCAAACAUGUUUAUGGGAUCCCAGAGCAUGCGGAUGAUUUCAACUUGAAAGACACAACUGACUCAGAUUUACCUUACAGACUCUUUAAUGUUGAUAUAUUUGAAUAUGAGACAAAUUCCAGGAUGCCAAUGUAUGGUUCAAUUCCAUUUUUAAUGGGACUGAAGCCGGGAGUGUCAAUUGGAUUAUUUUGGAUUAACAGCGCUGAUACGUUUGUUGACAUAGAUAAAACUUCAUCUGAUAAGGAUACAAAAACACACUGGAUCUCUGAAAAUGGAAUAUUAGAUGUAAUGAUUAUGAUUGCAGAGAAUCCAUGGGACAUAAAUGAGAGUUAUGGCGCCAUUACUGGUUAUGUUCAAUUACCACAGUUAUUUUCAUUGGGUUAUCAUCAAUGUAGAUGGAAUUAUAACGAUGAAAAAGAUGUUCUCGAAAUUAAUUCAUUAUUUGAUAAACACCAGAUACCAUACGAUGUGAUUUGGUUGGAUGUUGAAUAUGCAGAUGCUAAGAAGUAUUUUACCUGGCAGACCGAAAAAUUUCCAAACCCAGAAAGAAUGCUAGCAGAGCUAGAUCAUACUGGCAGAAACUUGGUGGUUAUUAUAGAUACCCAUUUAAAAACAGAUUAUCACAUAAGUGACCAAGUAGAAAAGGAGAGAAUAAGCAUUAACGAUCCCCAUAAUAACACAUUCCAUGGCCAAUGCUGGCCAGGGGAAUCGGUUUGGAUUGAUACAAUGAAUCCAAAUUCGCAAUCAUUUUGGGAUAAACAAUUUGAAUAUUCUACAGAUAAUGAAUUUAUGGGAAAAUUAUCUACAAACAUAUAUAUUUGGAAUGACAUGAAUGAACCAUCAGUUUUUGACGGUAUUGAAACCACAUCACCAAGAGAUAAUCUUCAUUAUGGUGAUUGGGAACAUAGAUCGGUACACAAUGUAUUUGGCUUGACAUUCCACGAAGCAACGUACAAUUCUUUAAUAAAGAGGUUAUCUACAACCGAUAGACAGAGACCCUUUGUAUUGACCAGAUCAUAUUUCGCAGGUUCUCAAAGAACAGCGGCAAUGUGGACUGGUGACAAUAUGUCUAAAUGGGAAUACUUAAAGGUUUCUAUUCCAAUGCUUUUGACUUCUGGAGUUGCUGGCAUGCCUUUUGGAGGAGCAGAUGUAGGUGGGUUUUUUGGAGACCCCGCUAAAGACUUGUUAACCAGAUGGUAUCAGACAGGUAUCUGGUAUCCUUUCUUUAGAGCACAUGCACAUAUAGAUUCAAGGAGAAGAGAACCUUGGGUUGCAGGUGAUCCAUAUACCUCAAUAAUGCGUGAUGCCAUUAGAUUGCGUUAUUCAUUAUUACCAAUUUUCUACACCAGCUUUUAUGAAUCGAGUAUUAGUGGUUAUCCCGUUUUGAAACCUUUAUUUUACGAAACUCCAGAUAAUUUAGAAAGUUACGACAUUGAAGACCAGUUUUUCUUGGGUAACUCAGGUUUAUUGGUUAAACCUGUUACCGAAGAAGAUGCAAAACAUAUUGACAUCUACUUACCAGAUGAAGAAGUUUAUUAUGAUUAUACCAGUGGUAAUAUCUCCAAUACAUUUCAAAAGUUUUCUGGCCCAGGAUUUAUUUCCAAGUCCGUUGAAUUAUCAGACAUACCAAUCUUAUUGAAAGGUGGUUCUAUCAUUGCCAAGAAAGAUAGAUAUCGUAGAUCAUCCAAAUUAAUGGCUCGCGAUCCAUAUACUUUAACCGUUGCAUUAGGUAGUUCUGGUAAAGCUAUUGGUAACUUAUAUAUUGACGACGGUGAAACCUUUAAUUAUAAACAGGGAGAAUAUGCAAACAUAUAUUUUACGGCUACAAGUGAUUCAAUUAAGGGGGAAAUCAGUGGUGAUGUGGGAUACAUCAGAAGUCUAGAUGAUAUCUAUAUUGAAAAAAUUAUUGUAUUAAAUGUUGAGGAUUUAAGUUAUAUUGGAAUCAAGCAAGAUGGUUCCCAAUGGGAAGCUAAUUUCAGAAAUAUAGAUGGCAAUUUGAUUAUUGAAAACCCCAAAAUAAAGUUGAGUUCAGAAUGGGCUAUUGAAAUGCAUGAAACAAAAUUUACUGAGUCAGACCUUAAAAACUCUAAAAACUCCAAUAAAAGCCUCAAAUUGGACACAAAAUCAAGUUCACCAUCUUUAUCUCCAACAGCCAUUACAUAUACCGGUAUAAUAGCCUUAGUAAUUGGCCUCAUUUUCUAUAAAUUGAGAAGCGGUGUUCGUGUUUAA